AUGCCUCCUAAGGAAACUGACAAUUCGAGCUAUCGUUCUUCCUCACAUCUAGGAUACGGAGAUUUCGCUUGUGGUGGUUUUUUCUCUUCUACCGAUUCGGCCAGGUUGAGUCAGCUCAGACUUUUCUAUGAGACCGUCAAGGAUAGCGUUGUCGUGGGAUCACCUAAGGUCGUCGAAUUGCCUCUCGAUACGAGGUCUGCGAUAGCUUUAUACGAGACUGGUGAGCUAUCAUCUUUCGGUCGAGGAAAAGAGCUAGUCUACGAUGAGGGGUAUAGGCAAGCUCGGGAGAUCAAGUCUCCACGUUUCGCACUUAGCGCCGACUUCUUGGUUGAUUCGGCAAUCCCAACGAUUCUCAUGAAAAAACUGAACUACACAAGUCCGUUAUCGUUCAGGAUCAAUAAGAUGAAUAUGUAUUCUCAAGGAGGUUUCUUCAAACCGCAUGUAGAUACUCCCCAAGGUAAAGAUCAUAUUGGCACAUUGGUUCUAUGCCUUCCAUCGCAUUUCCGAGGUGGAGAUCUUGUUGUCAGCCAUGGGGAAGCUACCGUGACUUUCGACUGGCGCAAUCAAGUGAAGGACGGAGAUAUAGCUUGA
Molecule: messenger RNA, 591 nt
Organism: Kwoniella botswanensis
Lineage: Eukaryota; Fungi; Basidiomycota; Tremellomycetes; Tremellales; Cryptococcaceae
Exons: 4
Coding region: 1-591 (196 amino acids)
Source: RefSeq, a predicted model, not a curated record